Aspergillus calidoustus is the source of this 744-nucleotide messenger RNA. The record is from the annotation of a GenBank genome assembly. Lineage: Eukaryota; Fungi; Ascomycota; Eurotiomycetes; Eurotiales; Aspergillaceae.
AUGUCCUCCACCAGCGACUUUGCCCCUGGCACCUCCAAAGCAGGCGACCCCGACACGCUGGCCUCGUCCAACCACCUGGACCGCCUCCUCACAGCAGGCGGCCAUGUCAAUGACCGCUCCCAGCUCCCUCUCCCCGUGGUGCACCGCAGCUUCGCCAACCCGACACCACUGGGACUGAUUUCAUUCGCUGCCGACAUCUUCCUCAUAUCCGUCUACGGCCUGCACGCCCGCGGCAUCCAAUCCCCAAAUGCCAUGAUCGGGAUGCUCAUCUUCUUUGGCGGCGUGUGUCAGUUCCUCGCGGGGAUUAUGGAGUUUAUUACCGGGAAUACCUUCGGCGCAACCGUCUUCCCCUCCUACGCAGCAUUCAACCUCUCCUACGCUCUAAUCUACAUCCCCGGAAGCGGGAUUCUAUCUGCAUACACGGACGCGACAACGGGUGCCCUACGGCCCGAAUUCAACCAGGCGCUGGCCCUCUACCUGUGGGUGUGGUUCAUCAUCACGGUGCUGUACACGGUUGCGGCGAUGCGGUCGACCUGGGUGCUUUUUCUGGAUCUGCUUGCCCUGAGUGUGUGUCUUUUACUGCUGGCUUGUGGGUUUAUGACGGGGGUGGAGGGAUUGCUCACUGCCGGGUAUGCUGUCGGCGUGGUGGUGUGUUUUCUCUCUUUCUGGGCCGGAUGUACAGGGCUGUAUACCGGGAUUACCCCGAUCAAGUUGCCGGCCUUUGAGAUGGGAUCCAGGGUCUGA